AUGGCGUUGACCAACCCUGUCCUAACACGUAUGCUGUCACCGAGAGGCUUAGAACACCUGAGUUCCUACCUAUCCGCUUGUCGAGAAGACCCAGACCUCAGAUCCUUUGACUCUUCGCUUGACCAACUAAUCAACAAAAUGACCAGCUCGCUCGCCACUCAAGCCAGGACUCAGUAUCUACCCCUAGACUCACUCAUGGAGGUCUACAAGGUUGUAUUUGAACUAAGCCAGAAUAUGGUAGACAUCAUUGAUAAAUUCAAAGAAGAUGUGUGCAAGAACAAAGAGCUAAGUUCUUUGGUUGAUUUGUAUUUAAAAAAUACCAUGGAGACCUUGAAUUUAUUCAAUACCGUGGAUAAGUUCGUUCAGAGAGCCAAACUUAGCCAGCUUAUCAUUCGAUUUGCGGUAAAACAGUUUGAGGCAGAGUCCAAGGACACUGAUGUGGGAGGAAGCAAGAAGAAGUAUGCCAAAACGUUAGGGGAGCUGAAUAAGUUCAAAGCCAGGGGAGAUCCUUUUGGUGAAGAGUUUGUCGCUCAUUACAAAUCUGUCUUCGAGCAGCAGGUUAAGCUUCUGGAGGACUUGUGUGCGCAGAAAGUUCUCAACAAGCUUGAUAAUAAGCUGAAGAAGGUGAAGAAACUGAAGUACUUUUCGAAUGCGUUUUUCGGGACUGCGGUUGCCUCUCUUUUGGUCGUAUCGGUAGUUCCACUCGCAACUAUAGGCGCGCCGGUUGCAACUCCUUUGGGUCUGGCUGCAACUCAUUUCGCUCCCGAUGCAGCUCAGCAUAUUAUAGAUGUAUGGAGAGAGGUCAACGAGAUGUUCAACAAGUACGAGAAAGAUAAGGUGGAGAAGGCACGUAAUGAUUUGCUUCUAUUGAGGAAAGAUAGUAUGAUCAUCAACAAGGGAGCGAUGGAGGCCAUUUGUACCCAAGUCGAGAAUCUAAGAGGGAGGAGGUCGAUGAUUUUAAAGGCUGUGGACGUUGCUCUGGAAAGGGAAGAAGAGCAGGAGGUCACGAGACUUGCGAUGCAAGAAAUCACCAAGAACGUCGAGGAGUUUACUAAGAAAAUUAAGGAAAUUGGUGAAAAUGUGGAUAAGUUCACCAAAAUGAUAAUUUCAGGGAGAUUUCGCGUUCUUGAACACAUUGCCAAUUCAAAGGAAGAGUGGUAA
Microthlaspi erraticum is the source of this 1161-nucleotide messenger RNA. The record is from the annotation of a GenBank genome assembly. Lineage: Eukaryota; Viridiplantae; Streptophyta; Magnoliopsida; Brassicales; Brassicaceae.